ACAGGCGCCGUCUCUAAUCUACUAUGUCCCCGAUUUCAUCUCCAAGGAAGAGGAGGAGUAUUUGCUUCGACAGGAGGCCGGAAGAUGGUGUCAGAGUCCCUAAAACUGGAGUUACAGAUGGUUGUGAGCAGCUGUGUGGGUGCUAGGAAGUGAACCUGGGUCCUCUGCAAGAGGCUCUCAACUACUGGGCCGUGUCUCCAGCCCCGUGUUGUGAGCUCUUGUUUGAAACAGAACAAAACAAAGCAAAUAAACAAGACAGAGCUUCCCUUAGAGGCUUGUGAAAAACCAAAUGUGCGCGCAGGCGCGCGUGUGUGCGUUUGUCGGUUCCUGCUGGCGGAUAAGAUCUGGGGCUGUGCACGCCAGGCAGGUGCUCUACCACUGAGGCACACACCUCCACCCGCCCAAGGAUGCAGUUGUGAAGCUCACAUUCUCUACCCGGAGAUAGCCCGGUCUGACCUCUAAGGGUGCUACUGCGAUCACAUCCCUGACAGAAAUGACCCAGUACAACCCCAUAGCCUUGGGACCCGAGACAUGUCAGAGCUCAUUCUCCCUGUGUUGAGAUCCCCCAAGCUGGAUGCGGUUUUCAAUGCCCCAAAGCCAAAGUGGACCCAGCUGUCUGGGAGGAAGCUACAGAACUGGGGCGGGCUCCCCCACCCCCGGGGGAUGGUCCCCGAGCGACUGCCUCCAUGGCUUCAGCGCUACGUGGACAAAGUGUCUGACCUCAGCCUCUUUGGGGGUCUCCCAGCCAACCAUGUCCUUGUGAACCAGUAUCUGCCUGGGGAGGGCAUCAUGCCUCAUGAAGACGGACCGUUGUACUACCCGACGGUCAGCACCAUCAGCCUGGGCUCCCACACCGUCCUCGAUUUCUAUGAACCUCGGCAGCCGGAGGAUGACGUCCCUACAGAACAGCCCCGGCCGCCCCCACAGCCCAUCACCUCGCUGCUGGUGGAGCCGCGCAGCCUGCUGGUGCUCCGGGGCCCAGCGUACACACGCCUGCUGCACGGCAUCGCGCCCACCCGCGUGGAUGAGCUGGACGCCACCUCGCUGCCGCCCAACGCUGCCGCCUGCCCGUCUGCGCAGCCCGGAGCCCGGCUGGUGCGCGGCACCCGCGUCUCCCUGACGAUUCGCCGCGUGCCGCGAGUGCUGCGCGCCAGCCUCCUGCUGAGUAAAUGACCGCCAGGCUCCAAACUCUGUGACCUUGGAACCCUAGGGCAGAGGCGGCUGUGCAGGGUUAUUUAUUUAUUUAUUUUCCCGGUAACUGUGGAAACCAUAGAGAAGACGCCAUUCCAAAUAAACCGAAAAUACCUUUGCUUGU
Psammomys obesus (fat sand rat) is the source of this 1315-nucleotide messenger RNA. It is a transcript of the gene Alkbh6, whose product is annotated as alkB homolog 6. Bases 532 to 1173 code for a protein of 213 amino acids. The transcript has 6 exons. The record is from RefSeq and is a predicted model, not a curated record. Lineage: Eukaryota; Metazoa; Chordata; Mammalia; Rodentia; Muridae.